Messenger RNA from Bursaphelenchus okinawaensis, 2866 nucleotides. The record is from the annotation of a GenBank genome assembly. Lineage: Eukaryota; Metazoa; Nematoda; Chromadorea; Rhabditida; Aphelenchoididae.
AUGCUCAACUUUACUUCUGUGAUACUAAUAUUGACAAUCUACAAACCUCCUUUGUAUUUGGCGGCCAGACAGAGCUCUCACAAGAAUUUGGCUAGUCUGGGCGUGGGUAAACUAGUGGACGAACAGAGAAUCAUAGAAAAGUUGUUGGAUUACGAGAAUGGGAAAGGAUACGAUUGGAGGUUGAGGCCUAAAGGAAGGUUGAAUACAAGCAGCAGUGAAGGGCCCGUGGAGAUUGUGGUCAACAUGUACUUACGGUAAGUUCUUUAAAAUUAUGUGAGUGAAAUGCGAAAAAUUGUCAAAUUUUAAUUUUUAAAGAAGUGUUACAAAUUUUAAAAUUGUUUUAGUUGUCCCACUUUCAGGAGUAUAUCAAAAGUCGAUGAUGUUAACAUGGAGUUUGCGUUACAUUUCACAUUUCGUGAAGAAUGGGUGGACGAAAGAUUACUCUUCUUCAGCCCUUAUCAUAAACAUAUUGUACUUUCUGGUGAUCAACACCAAAGACGCAAUACGAAAGGUAAUUUGAGUUUUCUGAGACCUUUCAAUUACUCAAUAUAAGACAAUUCGCUUUUAAAACGCUUUAGGUCGUUAAUCAUGGAACUAACUACAAAUCUAACUAGUAAACUAUAAAGUAUGAUUUUUUAGUUUGGACCCCAGACACUUUUUUCCAAAACGAAAAGAACGGCAAGAAGCACAUAGUAGAUCUACCUAAUGUCAUGAUCCGUAUACACAAUGCGACAGCCAAAGUCCUGUACUCAUGUCGGUAUGUUAUCAGAGAAUCAAGGUUUUUACAAAAUUAUUACUAUUGGUCUGAAGUUAUGAGGAGAAUCAUCUAAUAAGUGAUUUUUAAAUCAUUUUUGGUUAACUCACUGAAUAUAUGCAAUAUUACUAUCCCCCGUUAUAGCAUGACAUUAACCCUGUCGUGUCCAAUGAAACUAGCUGCCUAUCCAUUGGACGUACAGACCUGCUACAUUGACUACGCAUCGUACGCAUAUACUGCUCAAGAGAUAAAGUACAGAUGGAAGUUGGACGAUCCAAUUCAAAUCAAACACGGGUUACAUCAGUCGCUGCCAUCCUUUACAUUGAGCGAAGUCAGUGUGGGUAAUUGUACCUCAGUAACUACAACUGGUACCUACAGUUGUCUCAGGACUAUAUUGAAAUUAAAAAGAGAGUUCAGUUACUACCUACUACAACUUUAUGUGCCGUCUUUCAUGUUGGUACUGGUUAGCACGAUAUCAUUCUGGUUGAACGAGGAAUCUGUUGCAGCUAGGAUUACUCUUGGUGUUACAGUACUUCUCACAGUCACCACUAUGGUAAGUUUUUAAUAUAAAUGAAAGAAAUAAACUUGCUAACAUAUUCUAUAAUAAUAUUUCAAAGUAUAUUGUAAAUGAUCAAAAAUGUCAUUUUUUAGGCUUCUGGUGUCAAUGCAAAUCUACCACCAGUCAGCUACACAAAGGUACCGCUAGUUCUACAUUAACUUAGUUUUUCUAGCAUCUUUAGGUAAUUCAAACCCCAUUUUUUACUAUUUAGAGCGUGGACAUAUGGAUUGGAGUGUGUACUGGCUUCAUUUUUGGAGCACUUCUGGAAUUUGCGCUGGUGAACUGGGCGCUACACAAAGAUAUAAAAUACAAAAACAGACUUCAGAAGCAGGCCACCUCUUUGUUGGACAUGUAAGUUCAACAUAUUUUGAGAAUUUAAAGUAAAAAAUGGAAUAAAAACAUAAAGAGAAAGUAUAGCAACUAAAAUGGACUAAUAAGAAAAGUUAUGAAUAGCUAUAGAGAAUAUGUUAAAGUCUACAACAAUAUGAUAACAGGACGGAUGGAAAGAUGUAAUUUGAUAUUUUCAAAAACAUAAAAAAUCAAAAUUACGUCUUUCAUGCUUCCUAAGGUUAUCUUCCAACAAGUUGACUUUAUUUUAGACGUUUGAUUAGACAAUAUCAAUAAAAUAAUGAAACAUUGAAAGAAUUGGACAAUUCACUAACGCAAUAUGAAACUUAAACCUGAAGAAGCUUGAACUUCAAUAUAAAUCAGCAAAGGCAAAGUCCAAAGGCAAAGAAGGCAUUUUCUCGAAAAAAACUAUCAAAAAAGAUAAAUUUAUUUUAAAAAUAAAAUUCAAAGCAAAAUUUCGCGCCAAAUCAAAGGGAAACAAUGACUUCUUAUACGUUAAAACGUGUCUUAUACUUUUAAUCAUUUGAGGAAACAUGAAUUUGACAGUUCAAAAAACUAUAAUAUAACCCUAAAGUUUAUAAAACUAAUGGAAACGCCACUGUAUUUCAGGCAUACUAGACAUAUGGUAAGGCCGGACGCCAAUGCUGACGAUCCGCAGGAUUCAGCGCGUAGUUUUAUUGGCAUGUUCCAAUGGUAUCAACUCAUGAAGCGGAUACGACACAAAGAAAAGAGUCAGAAGAUAGACAUCGUGGCACGUGUGGCAUUUCCUGUUUCUUUUCUACUUUUUAAUCUUAUUGUGAGUUGAUGUUAUUUGUAUUUUUAAUACUUUAAAAGUGCUUUUCAUGAGUUUUGUAUCUAAAAUAUUUAUGACAAGUUUAUUGUCAAGUAAGAGCAGCUUCUUUUAAUAAUUUUUUACGUGAAAAUACGGUUUUCUGGUUUAAAGGGUUUGCUGAAUAUAAAAGUAUCCCUUUUUGCUACUAUUUCUUAGUUUAUGUUGUUAUAAGGCAGUGGACGAGUAUUUUUAUGUUAAGUUUAAGAUUGACAACUACGUUACUUUAUAGACUAAAGCUUUUCAAAAUACGGUGUAAUAUUGUAACAGCACACUUUUUGUGUAUUAUCUGAAUGUUUUUUAGUAUUGGGCGUAUUAUCUCACACCGUACAUGGCUGUGAAGUCAACAACUCGUGUUUCGGCCAAGGAUUUGUGA